Messenger RNA from Oncorhynchus mykiss (rainbow trout), 2883 nucleotides. NCBI's taxonomy places the organism in Eukaryota, Metazoa, Chordata, Actinopteri, Salmoniformes, Salmonidae. The record is from RefSeq and is a predicted model, not a curated record.
AUGAGCCACAGAAUGGACUAUCAUUCGGGUUCUCCGCAUAGGGGAGCUCAAGCUGAGUAUUGCUGCUAUCAACCCAAACUGACCGGAUCCCCCUCUGCAUCCAGGACUGUUGGCUUUGAGUCGACUAUCGCAUACACGAACAGAGGAUAUGCGACGACGCUGAAGAGCGAAUUCGGAUCCGUUCCGAGAUCAUCGGAGAGCCUUUUCGAUUUAUCAAACCCAUUUACCGAGGUUUUGACAAAAAGGAAUGAGAAAGAACUGCUCCAUGGGCUGAACGACCGUUUCGCCGGAUUCAUAGAGAAGGUGCGUCAUUUGGAGCAUGAAAAUGAAUUGUUUGAGAGGGAAAUCGAGGAAAUCAAACUAAAGGCACAGUCCCCUGCGUCUCUGGCCCAGGAGCACGAGCCAGAGCUUAUGGACCUGAGGAACCUAGUUCAUGACAUCACCCUUCAGAAGCGUCAGAUCGAGAUAGAGCAUCAGAACCUGGAGGAAGAUUUCCUCACCUUGAGAGACAAGUAUGAGCAGGAGGCACGUGACCGCUCGAACGCAGAGAACGGCAUCCUUGUGCUGAAAAAGGACGCCAACGAUGCAUACCUUGCCAAACUUCAGUUGGAAAAGAAAGCGCAGUCUUUGGUGGACGAGAUCCACUUCCUGAAGAACAACCAUGAGGACGAGAUAUCAGAAAUGGUGGCCCAGAUCCAAGAGGCUCAAGUAACGGUCAAGGCGUACAACUUUGGCAAACCUGACAUCACAGAGGCUCUCCGGGAGAUCCGUGUGCAGUUAGAAGGUCACGCCACUUCCGACAUUCAGCAGGCCGAGGAGGGCUUCCGUGUCCAGUUCGCAAAGUUAACCAAAGCGGCAGAAAGUAACAGAGAGGCGUUGAAGGCAACCCAACAGGAGAUCCAGCAGAAUAGAAGGCACCUGCAGGGGAAGACAAUUGAACUGGACUGUGGUAAAGGAAUGAGAGAGGCCCUGGAAAAACAACUACAAGAGCUGGAGGAGCGUCACUCUGCAGAAUUGAUUCAUUACCAGGACACUAUCAGGCAGCUGGAGAAUGAGCUGACCAAUGCUAAACUAGACAUGUCUGGCUACCUGAGAGAGAACCAGGACCUGCUGAAUGUCAAAAUGGCUUUGGAUGUGGAGAUUCUCUCUUACAGGAAACUCCUGGAGGGUGAGGAGUCCCAUCUGUACACCAUCUCUGACACCCACAUCUCCAUGCCCUGCAUCUACCGCCAGUCCCCCGUCUACACCCUGCCUUGCCUGGCCCGGCAGGGAGGGCCCACACGCAGGUCUGAACCCCAGUACAAGUUUGUUGAGGAGAUCAUCUCUGAGACCACCAGAGACAUGGAGAUGUCCGAGAUUGAGGAGAAAGGCUCCGAGGAGACGGUCGGGGGAGAGGGAGACAAGUUGAGACAGAAGCAGGGAGAAGAGAGUGACAAAGCUGAGAGGAGAAGUGGGGAACAGGUGGAUGAGCAUAAAGAGAAAGCUAGAGGUAAAGUGGAUGUUGAAGUGGACGCCCCGGAGGAAGAGGGUGAACAGGAGGAAGAGUCUAAGAGACAGCAUAUGGUCACAUCAGCAGAGGUCGAGGUAAAUGGAGAUGGAGUUAGCCCUAGUGAGGGAGAAAAUGGAGAGGAGGGAGAUGAUGAAAGAGAGGAGGAAAAGGGGGGUGAGCCAGAUGCAAUCAAAAAGACAGAGGACAUUGACAGAGGUGAAAAUACACAAAGUGAAGUCAAAUCAGCUGAGGCCACCAGUGAGGGAGAGAAGGAAAAACUGGACACAACAGAGAAGCUAGACAGCGAGAUAAACGAGACAUUAGAAAAAGAUGACACCCCAAAACAAGGCAAAUCCCAACUAGAGGUUCCCAUGAAUGGUGACAUCUCAACAGAACCCAAAACGUCAGAGUCAGAGGAUAGCAAAACAGGAAGUUCAAUAAAGGGUGAACCACAGGUCCCCACAGAGGACAUCUCCAAAGAACCCAAAAAGGUGUCAGAGGAGAGAAAAAUAGAAAGCCCUUUACAAGAGAAAAAAGAGGUAGAUCUGAAAGAGGAGAGUGCCCCAACAGAGCAACAACAAGAUAGCCCAAAAGAAAGUCCCAUCAAAGAGGGGAAAAAGGUAGAUCUGACAGACCAGAGUGCCCCAACACUGGAGCAGAAACCUGAUCAGAAGGAGCACAGAGAGUCAGACCAACCUCAAGAGGCAGAGAGUGCUGUGACAACACAAGAAGAGGAUCUCCCUGAGCCCACAGAGAAGGACAUGGAAUCCCCUGAUAACACUGCAGAGCUCAACACCAGUUCAACCAAGGAGACAGUGGAGCAGGUGAAGUCACCUGAUGAUUCUGGUGUAAAAACGACACAAGAUGAGAGAACAGUAGGAGAAUUAACGACCACCCCUAAACCAUACUCAACCCUCACCCCAGAAUCAACAACCACCCCUAAACCAGACUCAACCCUCACCCCAGAAACAACGACCACCCCUACAGAAGAGAGUGAAAUGAUGGGCAGUGGUGACAAAGCUAAGACAAUCACACCACCAGAGAAACAGAUGCCUGCAGUUGCAGAGAGCAAGGACUCACACAGGGGGGCACCAGAAAGCAACACAAUUCAAGAGAAACCAGAGGAAAGUCCAAGGGCCACUGCCGAAGCUACCGGGGAUGCCUUAGACAGUCCGUCAGGCUCCCGCGCCUCAGCCGAUUCGACUGUUUCCCAUGCCUCAGCCGGCUCGACUUGGUCCCGCGCUUCAGCUGGCACUUCAGGUUCCCGUGCCUCAUCAGAGGUGACCGGCCUGCUCCUGGUACUCGGGACCGUUCCUCUGGUCGGCGUCCUGCUUCUUGAGCCCCGCUUCAGGGAGGGGACAGUAUUAGUUAUCUUCCUCAUGUCCAGAUGCUAA